Dryobates pubescens (Downy woodpecker) is the source of this 2836-nucleotide messenger RNA. It is a transcript of the gene MED26, whose product is annotated as mediator complex subunit 26. The coding region runs from base 262 to 2106 and encodes 614 amino acids. The record is from RefSeq and is a predicted model, not a curated record. Gene Ontology annotation, molecular function: transcription coregulator activity. Gene Ontology annotation, cellular component: core mediator complex; mediator complex; nucleus. Gene Ontology annotation, biological process: regulation of transcription by RNA polymerase II; positive regulation of gene expression. The transcript is spliced from 3 exons. NCBI's taxonomy places the organism in Eukaryota, Metazoa, Chordata, Aves, Piciformes, Picidae.
UGCCCUGCGCGGGGCUGGCUCCUGCCCACAGUUGAGUUUGGCCCCGAGCGGAACGGUCUGGCCUGGCCCGGUGGCGCCGUCGUGGUUCCCAACGCGCCCCUUUUCGACCACCGCUGUCCCCGCCCCGCGGGGAGCGAACAUGCGACUCCGGCUCCCAGAAGAGGCCGCCGCCGGCGAGUGAGGAGCCGCCGCCCCGGCCCGGCCCGGCCUGGCCGCGCCGCCCGCCCGCCCCGGCCGCAGCCGCCCCGCUUCGCCCAGGCAAUGACAGCGGCUCCGGCCCCCUCCCCGCAGCAGAUCAGGGACCGGCUGCUGCAGGCCAUCGACCCGCAGAGCAACAUCCAUAACAUGGUGGCAGUGCUGGAAGUGAUCUCCAGUCUGGAGAAAUACCCCAUUACCAAAGAGGCACUUGAGGAAACGAGACUUGGGAGGCUUAUCAAUGAGGUGAGGAAGAAGACAUCCAAUGAAGAGCUUGCCAAACGUGCCAAGAAAUUGCUGCGGAAUUGGCAGAAGUUGAUUGAACCUGUAACCCAGAAUGACCCUGUGCCAAGAGGGCUGCCGAACCCGCCCGGCUCAGCCAACGGUGGUGCUCACAACUGCAAGCCAGAAGCACAGCUGCCUGCUGUGGCUGGCUCAAAGCCGAUCAGCGACCUGAAGAGCAGGAACGAUAUCCAGAAACUAAACUCUCCAAAACCAGAGAAACUAGGAAAUCGGAAAAAGAAAGGUGAACACAGGGAUGGGCAUCAGGGCCCUCUUCCCCCAAAGAUCUCCAAAGCUAGUCAUGAAGUAUUACAGAACUCUUCACCCCCUCCAACAAAUGGAAUUGGAGGUAGUCCUGAAAAUUUUCCCAGUCCUGUAGACAUAAAUCUACACGCAGGGCCCGAGAGCAGCAGGACAGAACUCAGUGAAAACGAUAAACACAAUAAGAUCCCAGUAAAUGCUGUCAAACCUCACACCAGUUCUCCAGGACUUGUAAAACCUUCAAGCACUUCCUCAUUAUUAAAGACUGCAGUGCUUCAGCAGCAUGAUAAAUUGGAAGAAACCACGGGCCUGCACCAACCGAAGAGUCCUCGCUGUUCCUCCUUUAGCCCCAGAAAUGUCAGGCACGAUACUUUUGCUCGGCAGCACACCACAUACUCACCAAAGGAUUCCAUGCCUAGUCCAUCUCAAAGGUCUCAGCUCUUGGAUACCGCACAGGUGCCAUCACCGCCACCAUCCUUGAUGCAACCAUCGACACCUCCCAUGCCAGCAAAGAGACUGGAGUUAUCUCAGCAAUCAGUACCUGAGGCAUCUCAGCACUGGCAGGAGCAGCAGGUACCUUCUGAAAGCCAGCACAGGCACAUAGCAGGGACACUUCAACAGCACACAUCUCCCGGCUGCAAAACCAGCUCCCAUCCUGGGGAAUCUCUUGUACCACACAUGAGCUUUUCACAGGACACUUCAAAAGUGGACAGUGAUGAUGCUGCUUCAGGUUCUGACAGUAAAAAGAAAAAAAGGUACCGACCCAGAGACUAUACAGUCAACUUGGAUGGGCAUGUGACAGAAGGGGGUGUGAAACCAGUGAGGUUAAAAGAAAGAAAACUCACUUUUGAUCACAUGACAGGACAGAUAAAACCUUUAACACAGAAAGAUUCUUUGCAGGUAGAAAUCCCUGCACUUACUGAACAGCACAGGACAGAAACAGAAAAGCAGGAGCAAAAACCCAACCUGCAAAGCCCCUUUGAACAAACGAACUGGAAAGAGUUAUCCAGAAAUGAAAUCAUUCAGUCAUAUUUAAACAGACAGAGUAGCUUGCUGUCCUCAUCAGGAGUACAGACUCCAGGAGCUCACUACUUCAUGUCUGAAUAUUUAAAGCAGGAGGAAAGCACUAGAAAAGAGGCUAGAAAGACUCAUGUUCUAGCUCCUAACAGCAAACCUACAGACUUGCCUGGGGUCACAAGAGAGGUCACGAGUGAUGACCUCGACAGGAUACGUGAACAUAACUGGCCAGGUGUGAACGGUUGUUAUGACACACAGGGUAACUGGUAUGAUUGGACACAGUGCAUAUCCUUAGAUCCACACGGGGAUGAUGGUAGAUUGAACAUCCUGCCUUACGUCUGCCUAGACUGAGUACAGUUGUGCUAAAAAUGCUUUUACACCCGCAGUUAGCAGAGAGGGCAGACACCGUGCCACUUAACGCUGGAGAAAACAGCCUCCUGUCCUGGACACACAGGCCCAAUGAGCAGAGGGUGUGAGGGAGCUGGUUCCUUACAGCUCUGUCCUUUCAAUUCUCCUUUUGUGAAAUGCUGCUACCAGUUUACUAACAAUUGCAAAGGAAGGCAUACGAAGGUUGAUAAAUUGAGUUCAAAACUCUAUAGCGAGCCAGCUCUAAAAAGUGUUAGUCCCCAAGAAGUGAAGAGGAUUUCCAGCACUUUCUGAAUGCCAGAAUCUGAUUACAGGCAGGUACAGAGAAAAUUGUGGAAGUUACCCUAACAAAAUAUGCAUCUAUUUAUUUGACUUGAUUUGGGUUUUUAUUUGGCAGUGAGAUAAUGGGAGAGACAAUGUGCAAAACCUGUAGUUUUAUUUGUAUCACAUCCCUGGACACGAUUGUGUUUGUUUCCAAGUCAGGGGGUACAGAGGUUGGGGUUUAAAUGGCAGGUGUUGCACUGCAGGCCGGGCAACCGGCUUCAGCUCAACAUUCCAUAGGCAUCCACAUCUUUUAGUCUGGUUUCAGUUUAAAUCCAGUCUCUGAGAAAUGCUGCAAAAACUAGAUGUUUAACAAUAUUUUUUGAUUCCACCACCACCAGCCAAGUAUUUUCCCUCCUUUUCCCUUCCUGCAAACUUCUAGAAAAAUGAAACU